Messenger RNA from Diuraphis noxia (Russian wheat aphid), 2719 nucleotides. Its product is annotated as Phosphorylated CTD-interacting factor 1. Gene Ontology annotation, molecular function: mRNA (2'-O-methyladenosine-N6-)-methyltransferase activity; RNA polymerase II C-terminal domain binding. The record is from RefSeq and is a predicted model, not a curated record. Lineage: Eukaryota; Metazoa; Arthropoda; Insecta; Hemiptera; Aphididae. Gene Ontology annotation, cellular component: nucleus.
UGGGAACUUGAAAUACCUACAAAUGUUGUUAUAUUUGAGCGAUCGCCGUCCACAAUGUCUCAGCCACAUCCAGAUAUCGAGUUUUAUCGUGGAAAUUUGGUAGCAAAAUUAAGACAAUGUUACCAAGAACUAUGUCAGUCUCGAGAGAACAUCAAUGCACCAAAAGAAUCCUUCAAUCGUUGGCUUAUUGAAAGAAAAGUAGUUGAUACAGGAACUGAUCCAUUAUUACCCUCUCAAUGCUACCCGGAAGUGUCUUUAAGAAUGUAUAACGAAAUAAUGAAUGAUAUACCAUUAAGAUUGUCAAAGCCUAAGUAUACUGCAGAUGCUCGGAAACAACUAUCUAUAUACGCUGAGGCAGCAAAAMAUCUCAUUGAGUCUAGAAACACACUGCAAGAGAGUAGAAAGGUUGUAAAAUGGAACACUGAAGAUACAUUGCAGUGGUUGAGGAAGACAGUUGGUGCUACRUAUGUUGAUUUCCAAGAGCGAUUAAACCAUCUUAAGWUGCAAUGUCAACCGCAUAUAGCUCAAACCGUUAAAGAAUCUGUAGAAGGCAUCUGCUCAAAGGUAUACCRUUUAUCUGUUGAAUAUGCUCGCAAAGUCAAAGAAAAAAAUAGUGAGCUUUUGAUUGCACAAGGAAUUACAGAAAUGGCACCAGCUCCUGCAGUGUUAACUUUACACAAAGUUUGGUGUUAUCCCGUUCAAUUUGUUACACCGGCUCCUCGUCUCCCGCCUGUAGAGUACAUGGCUGACAAAGAACAGACUUAUGUCCGGUUUAAUGGAGAGAGGUUACUCAUCAAUACUGUGUACCUUCAAAAGUUGGAACAAUUGUACCGCUACAGCUGUUAUGAAGACAAAAAAAUGGAAAACUUCAUGGCUAGAGUUUGGUGUUUGUUGAAAAGGUACAAUGUCUUCUGCUCUAACAGUCCUGAUACACAAGUUUCAGUGCCAGUGCCUAUCCUAGAAUCUCUGCACAGGAAUUUUGGUGUGACAUUUGAAUGUUUUGCAUCACCUCUAAAUUGCUAUUUCCGGCAGUAUUGUUCAGCGUUUCCAGACACCGAUGCAUAUUUUGGAUCCCGAGGUUCAAUUUUGGAUUUAAAUGCUGUUAGCGGAUCAUUUGUGGUGAACCCUCCUAUACAUUGUGAUGAUCUAAUUGAAGCAUCUCUAAAUCAUAUUGACCGGUUGUUAUCUGAAUCAAGCGAWCCUCUAUCUUUCAUCAUAUUUUUAGUUGAUGGUGAUACAACAUUUGUCCAAAAACUAGACUCUAGUCAAUUCAAACGACGCCAGGUGGUUAUCCCUGCAUUUGAACAUUAUUACAGACAUGGUUUUCAAUACAGUGUACCAAAGACAGAUGUAAACAUUCGUUCUCCUACAAGCACGUUAGUUGUCUGGCUUCAAAACAAUGCCGGAURCCAGCGUUGGAGCCCCAGCGAAGACAGGGUUGAAGCUUUGUUGGAAGCGUUCCGUCCAGGACGAGAACGUGAUCGUGACCGCCAGGAACUCCUUUCACCAACACCAAAUCCUCUAUUAGGCCCACCGCCACUUCCUGUUUAGAGUUAGUAGAUAUAUACAUUAGUUAUAACUAUAUAUUUAGUGCAUGUUUAUGUGUAYAUGUUUAUACAAACACGAUAGGCAAUUAUGGUGUCUAGUUUUACUCAAAUUUAUUUUUUUUGUGUUCAUUAUACACCUGUGUAUAAUGUACUCUCAUUAAAUAUCAGUUUUUUUAUACAUUCAUUUAAUGUAUAUGGUUAUAAAUUUAUAAUAUAAUUAUUGAAUUUUACUUAAUGCAAACUCUGAGCCAUAAUUGCUAUUUCAAUUUCCUUUACCUAAUAAUAAUUUUAAACAUUUUAAAAUGUUAAAAAUAAUUGUAUAUAGGUAGAUAUUUUUAGUUAUCGUUUUGUUGAUUUAUCUAUUUGUUAGUAUAAGAAAAUUUAUUAUUCUGUCGUUAAUCGGCAGAGUAUAAAUUUGAAACAAAAUGUAUCAGAAUUUCGUCCAAAUAUUCAUAAUGAUCGCAAUGGAUUAUUUGCUGUUUUUAAUAUUUCUUAUAAAAAACAACAUUUUCCUAAAGCACAUUUAAGAAUAUCGAAUUAAUGUUAUUUAGAAUUUGUAAGGGCUUAGUACUUAUAAGUGUUUAGUGAAACAAUAAAAAACCUAAUAAUUUUCUCCAUAUAAUUCCACUUAAUUUAAUAUUAAAUAUAUAUAUAAUAAGUAUAUUGUAAUUUCAUAGUACUCUUUAACAAGCUGUUGUCACUUUUGAAUCUAACCAACUAAUUGGACAACAAUAAUUCAUUGUUACUCAACAAUUUAUGGUUAAUUAAGUAAUUUUUUCUCUGUGGAACCGCCUAGUUACGCACAAAUGUACUUUAAUGAUAUUCUAUUUAUUGAUCGUCAUUAGCGGACUUACAUCAGUACUUAAGUGUUUUAUUACUAAUUUCAAUGUAACUUAACUUAUAUUAUCAUUAUUGCAUUAAGGCAUCUAAAUUAUAUACUUAAAUAUUCCAGAGCAUAAACAUCAUAGUUCUAUAUCUUUCAAACAUUUUUUUUUGUUUUUAUCCCUUAUAAUUAUCAUAUUAGAUGCUUAUUAUUGUCCAACAUUAUAUUUAUUAUUUUUCUUUGAAUUUUACCACUUUUACACAUCUAUUAAUAACCAAUAGCCUUAAAUAGUUUACCAAAGUUUUAAUUGUUCUUUUUUGAUAAACUACUGUUAACAUUGAUUGUGUUU